AUGGCCACGCACGAUGUUGGUGUUACUCUUCGCAAGAGUAGGGUGAGCAAGCCCAUGCUGAAGUUGAAGCUUUUGCAAGCGAUGACUGGUGGUUCUUUCAAGGAGUUGCAUGAUAUGUUGCAGAAGGAGUUUGUUCCGUAUGAUGACCCUAGUGUCAUGGAGGUUUCCACGCUAUUGCUGCACUAUGCGGUCCAGGUUGCUCCUAUUGCGCUGAUCAAGGAGAUAGUCAGGGACUAUGUUGUACGUGACCCGUUCCACUUGGGGUUGCAUAAGACACCAGAAGGUGAUAUUACUGUGAAUUUGAACAUAAACUACAGGGACUAUAACGGUAACACGCCGUUACAUUUGGCUGCAUCGCAGUCCAGGGUUGAUGUUGUUAAUUUCUUGAUGGAGUUGCCUGACAUUAACGAUACAAUUGUAAAUAAUGCAGGUCAGGAACCGAUCGAUAUGUGUAAGACUCUGGAUAUUGUAGCUGCAAUGCAGAACAAGAGAGACGAAUAUGUGUCUCAGGUUGCGCAGGAUCUUAGAGAUGCCUUUGACAGAAGAGAUUUUGACAAGUUGGAACAAAUUUGGAAAAUACAGAGAAACGAGGAACUACUCGAUAUUAACGGACUUGAUCCUACCUCAGGCGACACUGUACUACAUGAAUUCGUUAAGAAGAAAGAUGUACAGAUGUGCAAAUGGCUAGUUGACCAUGGGGCAGAUCCACUACGGAGAAACGCAAAGGCUCUGUUACCAAUUGACUUGCUUGGCCCUACCUCACCAAGUAAACACCAGGGCUCUUCCUCUGAAUUAAGAAACUACAUAGAGACAGUCACAAGAGACAGAAAUGUCGUCAACGUCUCAGAGACCGAUCAUCAAACCCAUGCCCCAACUUACAAAGGCCAAUUGAAAAAAUGGACUAACAUAGCGAAGGGUUUCCAGACACGAUGGUUUGUGCUCUCUGAAGAUGGAUAUUUAAGAUAUUACAAGAACAGGCCAAAGGAAGGCAGUUCUCCUCGUGAUAAAGUUCAUUUAUCUAAAUGUCGUCUUUUCUCCAAUAGCCAUGAAAAGGUCAAAUUUGAGCUAUUGAUUGGCGACCAGGGUAGAUGGAGACUAAAAGGUACUAAUCCAGCUGAGGCAAAGAAAUGGAUUGCCGCUAUCCAAGCAGGUAUAAGUUACGCAAAUGCAAAACACUCACAGAAACAACCUUCCAAUAGAUCCGUUAUUUCGGGUAGCGCCAAUGAAGGCCAAUCCAGAAGUGCUCCAUCUCUACAACCUGCUAAACCAAAUAGAAGUCGUGCCAAUAGUUCUACGUCUCAAAGGAUUAGCCAAGUUCAAAAGGGAUUGAAACCCCCUGUCUUAGGAAUUUCAACUGAUCAUAGCAACUAUGGCAGUAACGCUAGUGAUGCAGAAAGUGUUGUUGGUAGCUUGAAUAUCAACACUAACAGACUGCGUCGUGACAUGUCUCCGUUGACCCCAAUGUCUAACUCUCUGAAUUCUCCAAUUUUGAAAGACGAAAGUUUUAACAGUCCAACCUUAGAGUCGCUAUUAGGUAAGGAUAAACUGAAUGCCAUUGAUCCAUAUGCCAAAGAUUCGGACGAAGACAUUGAUGAGAUAUUAGUGAAGCCCAUAGAUCCUGAUGAAGAAUACUUGAAAACGCAAUAUGGUCCAUUUAUUGAGAACCUUAAUGUAUAUAAGAAGACAAUAUCUAUGCAAUUGGCAUCUGUGUUGGAAGUAUUAGACACCGCUGACAUUUCCUCUUCCGACCUGUCGACUUUGAGAGGGACUAUCCAAAAUACUGUGGACACAUUCAACAACUUGGCCAAGUUGGGUGCUGAGAGAGACAGAAAGUUAGUUCAAAUAAUCACUAAGCAUAGAGAUGUCAACAAUGUAUGGAUUGACUCCGUCAAGGAGCUGGAACUAGAAUUAAACAAGAAAGAAGACCUGUUAGAAGCAUUAACAAAGGAGCGUAGACACUUAAGAAAGGAAUUAAACCAAGAGCUACAAGAAACCGCUGAUCAGGACAAUAAGAUGAUUAAAAGAGCUUCUACUGUAAUUUCCAGGUUCCUAAAUGUAACCAAAUCUGUUGUUGAGGAUGGCAACGGUGACGAGUUCUAUGACGCAGAAGAGUUGAUAGACGAAAUUGGUUCCAUUCCAGAUACCACCCCGGGCGAGAUGUCUGAGGCUAAAGAAAUGCGUGAGCAAAUAAAAACCAUGGUUCCAGAACAACCCGCUGAAAGCAAGGUCGAACAUGAAGAAACAUCUGAAAAGAAAGAGGUAGAACAGGCUGAAACUAAGCCAGCUCUUGAACAGAAAGCUAUCAGCAAAGAGCAAGAAAAGAUGGAAGCGAUCAAAGAGCAAACAUCCAAACCAACCGACGAAGAGAGUACUUUGCGAGAGACUGCGACUUCUACCGCUAGUGUCAAAGGUGAAUCGAACGAAAUAGAGCUGCAAAGAAAGCUGUUUGCCAGCUCGAAGAUGAAAUCCCAAACUGAGUCUCAGAAAGCGAAGGAGAAAUUGUUGUUGGAGGAAGGUUCAUUCUUUGGUUAUGAUGAAGGUGUGAGAAAGAGAUUGAAGCUGGAUGAAGAUGAUAGGCCUAAGAUCAGUCUGUGGGGUGUGCUUAAGUCCAUGGUCGGUAAGGAUAUGACCAAGAUGACAUUGCCUGUGGCGUUCAAUGAACCAACGUCUUUGCUGCAGCGUGUUGCCGAAGAUUUAGAGUACUCCGAAUUGCUGGACAAAGCUGUGCAAUUUGAGGACUCUACGCUAAGAUUACUGUAUGUGUCCAUCUUUACUGCGUCCGCGUAUGCGUCUACGACCAAGAGAGUUGCGAAGCCCUUCAAUCCGCUGCUUGGUGAGACAUUUGAGUACGCCAGACCGGACAAGCAGUACAGGUUUUUCGCGGAGCAAGUCUCUCACCACCCACCUAUCUCUGCCACGUACACCGAGUCCCCCCGCUGGGAUUUCUGGGGUGAGUCAUACGUCGACACGCACUUCAACGGUAGACAGUUCAACGUCAAGCACCUGGGGCUGUGGUACAUCAACCUGCUACCGAACAGCACUGACCGCAAGGAGCUGUACACGUUCAAGAAGCCCAACAACAACGUCAUCGGUAUCCUGGUGGGCAACCCGCAAGUGGACAACUACGGUGAGGUGGUGAUCACCAACCACACCACGGGCGACUACUGUAAGCUGUACUUCAAGGCGCGCGGCUGGCGUUCGUCGAGCGCGUACGAGGUGAAAGGUGAAGUGUUCGACAAGGACAACAAGAAGCACUGGGUGCUGGGCGGCCACUGGCACGACUCCAUCUACGCCAAGCACGUCAACGGCAAGGACAAGGACGAGAUAGCGCUGGACCACAAGAAGACGCACACCGCGACGGAGCCCACCCGCGACGGCAGCAAGUUCCUGGUGUGGAAGGUGAACCCUCGACCAGACGCUCCUUUCCACUUGACCCCAUUUGCCAUCACCCUGAACGCCCCACAGAAACACCUGAUCCCAUGGCUCGCACCCACGGACACCAGACUGAGACCCGACCAGCGCGCCAUGGAGGACGGCCAGUACGACCUCGCCGCCGAGGAGAAGCACCGCGUCGAGGAGAAGCAGAGAGCAGCCCGCCGCACCCGCGAGGAGCAGAACAUCCAGUACAAGCCGCUCUGGUUCACCAAGGAAACCCACCCGGUAACAAAGAAGCCAUACUGGAAGUUCCACGGAGACUACUGGCAGCAGCGUAAGAACCACCAGCUCAAGGGCAAAGCAGACAUCUUCUAG
Nakaseomyces glabratus is the source of this 3750-nucleotide messenger RNA. It is a transcript of the gene OSH2, whose product is annotated as oxysterol-binding protein related protein OSH2. Gene Ontology annotation, biological process: endocytosis; piecemeal microautophagy of the nucleus; maintenance of cell polarity. Gene Ontology annotation, cellular component: nuclear envelope; cytosol; membrane. Lineage: Eukaryota; Fungi; Ascomycota; Saccharomycetes; Saccharomycetales; Saccharomycetaceae. Gene Ontology annotation, molecular function: sterol binding; protein binding. The record is from RefSeq and is a predicted model, not a curated record.